AUGAGGGGAUGGGCUGUCGCACUCGCCUUGGCGCUGGCUGUCUUGACCGCCGGCAGCGCAGCAGCCGCACCACCAGGACUGCAGGGCUUCAUCCGCGUCUCCAAUGGCACCUUCGUGGACGACGGCUGGGUGUCUUUGAAUUCGGUUGCAGCAGACGCUGCCUACUCACUGCCUGACGGCAGCGCAGCCCUUGCCGACAAUGUGCAGAACGACGUCGUCAGCCUGUUCCAGGAAGCACAAACCAGCGGCUUCAAUGCCGUCAGGCUCUUUGCUCAUGGCGGAGACGUGAACUUUCAGCUGCAGGUGUCGCCAGGGAAGUACAAUGAGUCUGUCUUCAGGGGCAUAGACUACAUCCUUGCCCUUGCCGGCAAGUACCAAGUGAAGUACCUUGCCUGGGCUCACAUUGCCCUGGAGUACCAGGACACCUUCUGGACCAGCAAGGAAGUGCGCGACAUGAUCAAGGACCACUUCUCUGUUGUCGUCAACCGCCGCAACAUGUUCACUGGGAAGCUCUACAAGGAGGACGACACCAUCUUUGCAUGGGACAUCUACAAUGUCCUUGCGGCAGGGAGGUACUGGUCGGCAAAGAUCGGUCAGGACUUUCAAGCACAGCAUGCCUUUCCCAGCAUUGACUACACAACCAUCCACCUGUGGCCUGAUAACUGGGAAACUCAGGACCCCGACUUCCCCCGCACAUGGAUUGAGGCGCAUGACAGGGCCUCUGCAGCCAUGGGCAAGCCCCUGGUGCUGGAAGAGUUUGGCAAAGGGCAGGGCAAGAAUGCCACCUACCAGGCCGUCUAUGACACGCUGCAGGACAGCCUGGCGCGGAACGGUUCCUUCAAGGGCGCGCUGUUCUGGCGCUAG
Molecule: messenger RNA, 864 nt
Organism: Coccomyxa subellipsoidea C-169
Lineage: Eukaryota; Viridiplantae; Chlorophyta; Trebouxiophyceae; Coccomyxaceae
Product: glycoside hydrolase
Exons: 8
Coding region: 1-864 (287 amino acids)
Molecular function (GO): hydrolase activity, hydrolyzing O-glycosyl compounds
Source: RefSeq, a predicted model, not a curated record